Molecule: messenger RNA, 1433 nt
Organism: Salvia hispanica
Lineage: Eukaryota; Viridiplantae; Streptophyta; Magnoliopsida; Lamiales; Lamiaceae
Product: polyubiquitin
Molecular function (GO): protein binding
Source: RefSeq, a predicted model, not a curated record
AGUCGGCUACCUUUUCCUAUAUAAAUCCCCUCAUUGCUGCUUUUAUUUUCAUCCUUCAUUUCACCAUCUCCAAGUAUUUUCUCCAAAUCUUUCCUUUCAAGAUGCAGAUCUUUGUGAAAACCCUCACCGGCAAGACCAUCACCCUUGAGGUGGAGAGCUCUGACACCAUCGAUAACGUCAAGGCUAAAAUCCAGGACAAGGAAGGGAUUCCCCCAGACCAGCAGAGGCUUAUCUUUGCCGGAAAGCAGCUUGAGGACGGGCGUACCCUCGCCGACUACAACAUCCAGAAGGAGUCCACCCUCCACUUGGUCCUCCGUCUUCGUGGUGGUAUGCAGAUCUUCGUGAAGACCCUCACGGGCAAAACCAUCACCCUUGAGGUUGAGAGCUCUGACACCAUCGACAACGUCAAGGCCAAGAUCCAGGACAAGGAGGGUAUCCCUCCGGACCAGCAAAGGUUGAUCUUUGCCGGAAAGCAGCUCGAGGAUGGGCGUACCCUCGCCGACUACAACAUCCAGAAGGAGUCCACCCUCCAUUUGGUGCUCAGGCUGCGUGGAGGUAUGCAGAUUUUCGUGAAGACCCUAACGGGCAAGACCAUCACCCUGGAAGUUGAGAGCUCAGACACCAUCGACAACGUGAAGGCAAAAAUCCAGGACAAGGAGGGCAUCCCUCCGGACCAGCAGAGGCUCAUCUUUGCAGGCAAGCAGUUGGAGGAUGGACGCACACUUGCGGACUAUAACAUCCAGAAGGAGUCGACCUUGCAUUUGGUGCUCCGGCUGCGUGGUGGUAUGCAGAUCUUCGUGAAGACCCUGACAGGAAAGACCAUCACCUUGGAGGUUGAGAGCUCGGACACCAUUGACAAUGUCAAGGCCAAGAUCCAGGACAAGGAGGGAAUCCCACCAGACCAGCAGAGGCUCAUCUUUGCUGGAAAGCAGUUGGAGGAUGGCCGCACCCUGGCUGAUUAUAACAUCCAGAAGGAGUCCACCCUGCACUUGGUCCUGAGGCUCCGUGGUGGUAUGCAGAUAUUUGUGAAGACUUUGACUGGGAAGACCAUCACCCUGGAGGUGGAGAGCUCUGACACCAUUGACAACGUCAAGGCCAAGAUUCAGGACAAGGAGGGCAUCCCACCAGACCAGCAGAGGUUGAUCUUUGCUGGAAAGCAGUUGGAGGAUGGAAGGACCUUGGCUGAUUAUAACAUCCAGAAGGAGUCCACCCUUCACCUUGUCCUCCGUCUCCGUGGUGGCUACUGAAUGUUGUGAAAGUUGCUUGGUCUAUUUCUGUUGUCCGUGUCUGUUGGGUUGUGGUCAGUUUAUUGGUGUCUGGUUUGCCGUUGUUGAACGGCUAGUGUGAAGAUGAACAUUUAAGUUUCCUGGUCUAUUGAACAGUUAGGCAGGGGGUUUACCCCUGCCACCCUAAAUAAAUUUAUCUUUCUACAA